AUGUUAGGCAAACUCACUUCAUUCUUGAGUUCUUCGACACCGUUACCAUCAUCUCAUCAAGCAUCUGCCAGAGCCAAGACAUACGUGGAUUUAGCCAAGGAAUUAGAUAAAGUGAACGUGCCAGUAUCCGAAACAGAUUGUAUAUCAUGUUCUAAUCCAUGUGAUGAGACCUCUACUACCACCACAGGCGCAGGCGCAGGUGCAAGAGGGGUAGGGACGGUCGUAGAGAUUUAUGAAGGGAAAUCAUAUCAAGAUUAUAUAAAUGAUAAAUAUGGUGAUUUAGGUGAAUUACCAAAAGGUUUCGAUGUAGAUUGGGAAACAGAUUUAAAAGGUUCAUCAAAAGGUGGUCAAGGUAGAAUCGUCGUUAUAAGCACUGGUAAAAGUGAUUGGGAAAGGGAUCAUACCGACGAGAAAGGUUCUUUGGCAAAUCAUUUGAAUAAAGUGAUCACUUCAUCUUCUAUACCUGAAUCUGAUUCCAAAUCCAAAUCCACAACUACAUCCACAAAUACAAACACAUCAACAGCCGAGACUAAGAGUAAAUCGGAAUUACCAUCAUACAUAACAUCAUCAGUAUUCCCUAAACCUUCAAAUCCAUUAACGAACACAAUAUCAAUUCCACCAUCAUUGUACUCAUCUUCAUUGAUCUCACAAUCUGAUGAUCCAUCUGAUCAAUCAACGAUCAUUUUCCCAGAUUGGAAGGUGAUUCAUGAAAUUGAUAAUUCUUACAAAGGCGCUAAGAGUUUAUAUGAUAAUGCAUUAUCGGGUGAACUGGGUAGAUCAGGUAAAUCAAUUGACACCAAUGAUGAAAAUGAAAAUGAAAACGAAAAUGAAAAUGGCGAAUUUGAUAGAAGAAGAUCUUGGGUUUUACCUUAUAGAGCUGUUAUAUUACUCUGCUCACACAAGAAACGAGAUAAAAGAUGCCACAUAGCGGCUCCUUUACUUCGAUCAGCACUUCAUACCGUCCUAAGUCAACAUGAUAUAUCGAUUGACGAAGAUGGAUCAUCACUAUCACAUCUCGAUGGACCGCCUAUAGAGGAAAUGAGAGGUACCAAUUUAGAAAAAGAGAUUGAAAUUGGUAAGAGAAUCGAAGACAUCGAAGGUGUAAAAGGUGGUCAAGGUGGUCAAGUUGGAAUUUUCAAUAUAAAUCAUUUGGGUGGACAUAGAUAUGCUGGUGUUAUGUUGAUCCUAUUCCCCUCGGGAGCUUACGUAUCUUAUGGAAGAGUAACACCACAAGAAAUUCCAAGAGUAGUUGAAGAUACUAUAUUACAAGGCACGAUCGUACCUGGAUUAUUGAGAAAUGCAGUUGGAGUAGAAAGGGAAGCAAGUGAAAAUAAAAGUGGGAAAGGAUUUUUGAGUUGGUAA
Molecule: messenger RNA, 1362 nt
Organism: Kwoniella shivajii
Lineage: Eukaryota; Fungi; Basidiomycota; Tremellomycetes; Tremellales; Cryptococcaceae
Exons: 4
Coding region: 1-1362 (453 amino acids)
Source: RefSeq, a predicted model, not a curated record